ACAAACAUGAGUGUCAACCUGAGGCUUCUCACCCACUUUCUGUCUCUGUCACACAGACGCACACACGCAUGGAGACUUGAGGUGCUUCUUUUACCCGUGAACCUCAUUAUUUCCACUCAUAACACGGGGGACAUGAGUCUGGGAGAAGAGCUCUGUUAUAAAGCACAUCAAAUGGAAGUGGAGGAAGACUUUUACUCGUAUGAAUUCAGUAAUGAUGAGGAUCUGCCGGUGUAUAAGGACAGUGAGGAGCUGUUCGCAGCUCUUCGGCAGAAGGAGGAUGAAGUUCUUCUGGCCGCUCAGGUGGGAAAUGCUCUGCUGUUGGAGAACAGACAGCUGAAGGAAGAGAGAGACGCGCUUCAUGACAAAUACACGCAGCAGCUGGAGGAGCUGGAGCAGGGCAGGUACGAGCUGCGCGUGAAACUGGACGACUGCCAGGCGCAGUGGGAGAGUCAGGCGUCUGAGCUGGAGCGAGACGUGCAGGAGCUGCAGGCGCAGGUCGAGAGACUGAAUCAGAGUCUGAGCGAGACUGAAAGAGAGAAGAGCAGACUGCAGCAUGAGCACAGCGAACAGAGCCAGAGACUCAGAGAACAGCUGCAAAGGGGUAUGGAAGUGGAGCGAACCAUGACCAACGAGCUUCAAAGACUGAAACAGGAAAUGAGAGAAAGGGGGCAAGCCAGACCCCAGGACGAAGAAAUCAUCAACGCUCUUCGAGAACAGGUGGCACGACUCACGCAGCGGGAGCAAACACUUGAUCAGCGCUUUAAGAUGACUUGUCACGAGAAUGAGGAACUAAAAAACACUGUGUCCACACUCCACGCACGCCUGGAUCUACAGGAACAACAGAGUCACACACACACACAACAGCUGGCAGAGGCCUGGCGAGAAGUGGAUGGGGUUCGUUCCCGGGCUCAAGAGCUGCAAUCUCAGGUCGAGGAGCUUCAAGAGGAAAUGGCCCUCCAGGAGAAGAGCCACAAUGACUCGUCUUUACUGUCUGAGCUUGAAAACAAUCUGGAUGCCUCAAACUGCAGCCUGGAUAAAGAACAGCAGGUCUGUCGGGAGCUGAACUACAUCCUGGAACUGCUUCAACCCGUGGCCUACAGAUCAGAGGCUGAGCAGAACUCGGAUGACAGCCUGCAGGGCAUUCUGGGACAACUCAAACAUGCAGCACAAUGGAUAGCACACAGUGAGACACUACAGGAGAAGAGGAAGUCGAUUGUGGGAUUGGUGAGCGAUCCGUGUGAGAAUGCCGUCCGGAUACAGGAGCUGCAGGAUCAGAAUGAGCGUCUCAUAGCAGAAAACACUGAGCUCAAGCUGCGAGCUGAGAGACUUGUGGAGCAGGAAGUAGUUCAGCAGGCCAUAAAGGACCGCGAUGAUGCCAUCACUAAGAAGACAGCGAUGGAAGCGGAGCUGCUGAGGACUAAACAUGAUAUGAUGUGUUUGAACAACCAACUACUGGAAGCCAUUCAACGCAAACUAGAGCUGUCACAGGAACUGGAGGCCUGGCAGGAUGAUAUCCAAAUUAUCAUCAAUCAGCAGCUAAAGAUGCAGCAGCAGACAGAACAGCCUCAGAAGAGAUCAACGGGUCGUCUUUCUUUCCUGAGUAAGUCUAGACGUCCGUCCUCUUCCCCUCGGUGAUAUCAGAGAUCAGCCCGGAGCAGAACCAGACGCCCUGGAGAGACUGGCUCAAACGCAGCAAAUAAACCUACAUACAGAAACAUAUCAGACACUCAUGGAUUAUGAUCCACCCAUAUAUGCCAAAGACACUGACCGUGUUAAAAAACUGUGUUUGGAAAAAAACAACAUACCUUUUCCAAGAACAAACUGCAAAAACAUGUUCACGUUUCUACCCAAAUUUUUAAAAACAAAGCGAAGAAAUAUUUUGUAUUAAGAUAAUGAAACACUUUAAAACUUAAUGGAAUGUCAUUUUAGAAAUGCUAAUAGAAUGUGCUGAGACUUUUGUCUUCUUGCAAAGUAUGAUUUCUUCUUUCUUUCUGUUGUCUUUGGAGUGAAAUGUUUUUUGUGAGAUUCAGUUGUAUAUUACAACUAUUUAUAGUUCAUGUAAAUAAUGAAAUAAUGAAUACAGUGACAUCAUGCUGGUCAUGAUUGAGUUGAUUAAUGUUGUUAUGUAAUCUUUAAUAGAACAAAACAUUUACCUGAACUGCGCAUGAAAAGUAUGUGCACAUGAAGGAAUGUGUCAGAAUGAAAUACUCCAGAUGGUGCUUAAGAGUUCAAAAACUGACAUUGUCCAGUUCACUAAUGCUCUGUAUCAUAUGAAGGAACUGUAGCGCUCAGAUUUGUGGUGUUUUCAUUAUUUACAGUAUAAUGCAAUGAUUCAAAUGUUCAUGGCUAAAACCUCUUAAGUACUCUUAUGUAUAUCACUAAUCCAGUUUUGUUUUGCAAGUUUUGUAUGUAAUUUAUAUCUUUGUCAAUAUGACAUUUGUACAAUUACAUUUGUAUGUAUAACACUGUCUUUAGGAUAUUUUUAAGAAAUUCAUUUGCACAUCAGUUUUCAGUAAAAGUAUAUUAAAAAAAAAUCAAUUGUAUAAAGCAUUGUAACACUAGUAGACACUGAUCUGUUCAUUUAAGUUGAUCUAUCAGAACAUGCAAGCCCAGUGGGCAACCCAGUGGGAUGUUGGAAAGACAUCAAACACUGGAGAAAAAAAAAAAGGUCAAAUAUGCAAAUUAAACUGACGUCAAAAACUUGAUUGACAUUGAUUUGAUGUAAAUUGAAUGUCAAACAUAUUGCCCUAUGUAUAUAUUAACCAUGGGGGAUUCACUUACUAUUUUCACCGUUACCACUGGAAGAAAAGUGCAUGUUUCACCUGUUUUUUGAGGUCAAUUUUUAUGUGAACUUGAUGUUUUUCAACAUUUGCAACUGCAAAAUGUCUUUCAUCUGAUUUUUGCCAUGCUUAAAUUAUUCCACCAUUCUUUUUGAUAAAGCUACUGUUUAAAAAAUAC
This is a messenger RNA of Labeo rohita (rohu), 2958 nucleotides long. RefSeq names its product BICD family-like cargo adapter 1. Lineage: Eukaryota; Metazoa; Chordata; Actinopteri; Cypriniformes; Cyprinidae. Bases 7 to 1635 code for a protein of 542 amino acids. The record is from RefSeq and is a predicted model, not a curated record. The transcript has 10 exons. Gene Ontology annotation, biological process: Golgi to secretory granule transport; vesicle transport along microtubule.